Caenorhabditis remanei is the source of this 1140-nucleotide messenger RNA. RefSeq lists its product as uncharacterized. The coding region runs from base 1 to 1140 and encodes 379 amino acids. Lineage: Eukaryota; Metazoa; Nematoda; Chromadorea; Rhabditida; Rhabditidae. The transcript has 5 exons. The record is from RefSeq and is a predicted model, not a curated record.
AUGUCGUUUGCCAAGAGCUUCUACGCUGACCAAAAGAAGGUGGAGCAGCCACAACAAGCUGCCUCCCCAAUCACCGCUUCCGCCAUCCCAGCGACCACUCCGAUCGCAGAGGAUCCGUUGACUCCUGCUCAAAUCCAGGAGGCCAUUCGCAUCUACCGUUCGGUGCUCUCCAACUCUGCUCCAUCUUCUCCGGUUCGUGCUCCGGCUCCACCGGUUCAAGAGAGACCACAAGUUCACUCGAACUACUAUGGAGGUGGACCAACUGACAUUCCUCAAUCGUACUUGCUCAACUACUCGACUGCUAGAGGACAACAGACUCCUGUCUCGGCUCCAGUCACCCAAGUUCCGGAGCAACAUUUCACGGAGCAACAAUUGAUUGCUCAACUUCAAGCUCUUCAACUCCAGCAACAGCAACAACAGGAGCCAACGUACGCGGCACCACCACCACCGGUCCAACAACAAAAAGUUACUCCGAAAAGAGCUCCUGUUCUUCAGAAAAUGUACGACGACGAGGAGUCAGGCUACUGCUUUGCUCGUGUCAAGCAAGAAGACAAUGAGGUUGCCGAUGAGGUUCCGGAGGCGCAUGUUGCCACACCAACGUCUGCUCCGCAAGCCAAUUACUCGGCUCCACAGGCUAAUUACUCGGCUCCGCAAGUCAACUACUCACCGGCUCCGGUUUCCAACAACUACUCGAGAGGCGUUUCUGGGCCAUCGGAAUACAUUGGAAUGUCGAACGACAGCAAGUUCAUCUACGAUGCCCAAAAAGCUCUCCCGGCCUACAACCAGAACAACACGUACACCCUCGUCAACGCAACUCCAGUCGCUCCGGUAAUGAUUCAUCGUCAAGAAGAAUCUGAUGAUCAAGGAAUGACUACAACUGAAGACGUCACUCAAGUCCCAGCGUCGCCAGCUGUCUUGUCGAGAUUCAGAGGAUUGAUCAGAAAUGCUCAAACUCCAACCAAGUCGGUUGCUCCAAUUGUCGUUGAACGUAUCGCUGAGCCACCAGUCCAUCAACAAGUCACUCCAUCUCACAACUACAAUAACUAUGGAGCAUUCCAGCCGAUUAAUCAAAUGUCGAUGGAGUCGGAGUACCAGUUGCCAGUUCUCAAUGAUUUGGCUUCGUGUAUCGAGCAUUAUUGA